This is a messenger RNA of Liolophura sinensis, 7967 nucleotides long. RefSeq names its product serine palmitoyltransferase 2-like. Gene Ontology annotation, biological process: sphingosine biosynthetic process; ceramide biosynthetic process. The record is from RefSeq and is a predicted model, not a curated record. Gene Ontology annotation, molecular function: serine C-palmitoyltransferase activity; pyridoxal phosphate binding. NCBI's taxonomy places the organism in Eukaryota, Metazoa, Mollusca, Polyplacophora, Chitonida, Chitonidae. Gene Ontology annotation, cellular component: serine palmitoyltransferase complex.
CCAGUUCCGAUUGGACCUGAGGAUAGGACAAACCAAUGAAAUCACGGCUUAUACGAGGGAAUUCUACUCGGCAUCAACACAACAAGAUGGCCCCCGCUUGUGGGCUAGGAAAGCCGAGUGGCGGAAAGAUGCCGGAGAACGGUCAUGUUAACGGGCUGGGGAAAACCGACAAUGGGCACAAACAGAUAUCACCAAAGUUUCAGGAGUAUUUUGAAGAAACCCCACUUUUUAUGGCUGUUUAUACCUACAUUAGCUAUGGGAUUUUAAUUAUUGUUGGUCAUAUUCGAGAGUUUCUGGGCCUCUACAAACAACAUCAUAUUUCAUCAAGCCGAGAAUUAAGCCAGCCAUCCUCAACACCAGGUUUUGUUCCUUUGUAUCAAAGCUGGGAGAGUUUUUACACACGGAAUGUAUAUCGCCGAAUUCAGGGACUGCUGGAAUAGGCCUUGCAAAGUGCUGCAGGUGCUCAAAUAAAAGUUUUGGAAAGAAAAACUGAUGACUAUGUUGGAAUUUCAAGUGAGUACCACAGGUAUCAAGCUAACAGCAGUGAGAUCGAGGCCAUCAACCUAGGAUCAUAUAAUUACUUAGGAUUUGCAAGAAAUGGGCCCUGCAAGGAAGACGUCCGUAAAAUUACAUACGAGCUGGGCGUGGGAGGUGGAAGUCGCCAAGAGCUGGGUCAUCAGGAAAUUCACAGGCACCUGGAUCAGCAGGUGGCCAAAUUCCUGGGCGUGGAGGAUGCCAUCACCUUCCCCAUGGGUUUUGCUACCAACUCCAUGAACAUCCCCUGCAUUGCUCAAAAGGGCUGCCUCAUCUUGAGUGAUGAGCUCAAUCACACCUCCCUUGUCCUUGGCUCCAGGUUGUCGGGGGCAACCAUCAGAGUUUUUAAACACAAUAACAUGGCAAUGCUAGAAAAACGCUUGCGGGAAGCCAUUGUAAAGGGCCAACCAAGAACAAAACGGCCAUGGAAGAAAAUUAUCAUUGUUGUUGAGGGAGUUUACAGUAUGGAAGGUUCCAUUGUGCGCCUGGAUGAGGUAAUACGGCUGAAGAAGAAGUACAGAGCAUACCUGUACUUGGAUGAGGCUCACAGUAUCGGGGCGAUUGGUCUGCGAGGCAGAGGUGUCGUGGACUACUUUGGAGUGGACCCAAACGAUGUGGACAUCCUUAUGGGGACAUUGACCAAGAGUUUUGGUGCUGCUGGUGGCUACAUUGGGGGUACAAAGAAGCUGAUCAACUACCUGAGAGUUUACUCACACAGCUCCAUCUACUCCUCUGUCAUGCCAGCACCCGUCGCCCAGCAGAUCAUCAGCUCUAUGAAGAUCAUCAUGGGUGAAGAUGGCUCUGAUGAAGGCCAGAGACGCAUUGCACAGCUGAGGUGGAACGCUCGUUACAUGAGGAGACGUCUUCAGGAGAUGGGCUUUAUCAUCUAUGGCAACAAAGACUCGCCAGUCGUGCCUUUACUGCUGUUUUUACCUUCAAAAGUAGGGGCUUUUGGUCGGAUGGCUUUGGAGCGUGGCCUUGGUGUUGUUGUUGUUGGGUUUCCCGCCACUCCCAUCAUUGAAUCCAGAGUGCGAUUCUGUCUGUCAGCCUCCCACACCAAGGAAACACUAGACAAGGCAUUGACAAUUAUUGAGGAAGUGGGCACUCGUUUGCGGCUCAAGCUAUCUUCAAGGAAGUGUACAGACUUCAGUGAAGAUGAUGAAUAGAUCACUGUUCUGUCCAACACAUAUGAUUUUCAAUACUGCAAAGGAAAGGAACUGCAACCCGCUUACAAAAUUUAAAGAUUGUCUUAUCCCACAUUGUAAACUUUUUUAACAUUGUACUUCAGAUUUGACCUCGAAAAUCAAAAGGUUAAUCAUAGCUAAGCUAGCUGUUGUUUCUUUGUACAUGUUUUGUAGUUAAGUCAGAUAAGCCAAAGAGAGCCUGGUCCUGGCUCAUGGCACACAUUAUUGAAUGUCAAAUACAGUCAUUUUUCAUUUAGGGCUUUUAUUUUUGUGCAUAAUACAUGUAUGUUUAUUGUAAGAUGCCAGAUUAAGAAUGAAGAACUCUGUUCUUAGCCAAAUACCAUGUUGUAUUUUAAUCAACAUAAGCAAAUUCACUCUCAUUUUCAACAAUACUCCCCAACUUAGUCUAUUAUACACAUUUUAUGAUGCAUUAAAAAGGUCUAAAUUUAGUCAGGUAUGUGCGUAGACACAUAGGGUCAUAGCAAUAUAUGCACACGACCUUAUUUUUAACUAGUCAGUGGUGGCAUUAUAUGAGUAACUACAGCAUUUAGAACAUGGAAAUAUUGUGACGACUUUGUCAGGCAGCUGAUCGGUGCUGCUUUAUGGGUGUACAAGAUUCUCAAUUCGGUAUUUCGUAAUACUUCGCUUUUCAAAGCACAGUUAUUCCGUGUUUUUACUGAUGUGCUUUCUCCACUUGGCCAGUCAACAUCUGUUGACUUUUUUUUAGUUAAAUGAUAGGUUAAAAAAGUGGCUUUUGAAUUCAAAGAAUGAUAACUUUAAGAUAAUGCUUUGAUCAUUUUUCAAAACAGAAACAAAAAAGGAGGGGAAAGGAUAGAUUACUUUGGGGUGCAGUAAUUGUGGUAUAACUUUACAACAUGAUCACAAAGUUUUUCAGGAUAUCAGGAAGGCAUUAUUAGAAAAAGUUGAUAGCGUUAAGGUGCAAUAGUUGUGUCAGAGCUUUAUGACGUAAUGGUGGUAAGUUUUGGAGAACAUUAGAAAGGCAGCGUGGAAAAGUGUGAAGAAUUUAAAGUUCCAAUAGUUAUUGUAUCGCAUAUGUAGCUUAAUGACAUUUUGAAAACAUCAGGAAUGCAUCAUGGGAAAAAUGUUAAGAAUCUUCAGGUGCAAUAGUUGUUGUAUCAUACAUGUAGCUGUUUGACAUCAGAUAGGCAUCAUGGGAAGUGUUAAGAUCUUUAAAGUGCAAUAGUUGUCUUAUACAUUAUAGCUUUAUGAUGGUUAUGCAGUUUUUUAAAUCUUUUUGCAGGAAGGCAUCAUUGCAAAACAGUUCAAGACUAUAGUGCAAUAAGUUUAUCAUAGCUUUAUGGUUUGAUGGUGCACAUUUUGGUGCAGGGUUAAGCUUUGUGGUAUUACGAUGUGGAUUACGGUGCAGGGUUGUACAUGUAGCAUUAACAGUGGAAAAUACUAGUUGGAGUACAACUUUGUUUAGUUAAUUUUUUGGUUUUUUUGUUUUUACAUUAAAUUGAAAGCCAUACAUUCAUAGUACAUAUUCUACUCCCCUCCCCACUUCACUCCUCCCCAUGCUGUCGGAAUCUCUCACUGUUGUCCCAUCAUUAAGCCUACUCGUCAGCCAGUAGACAGUGUUGAAUGCUAGUUGAAGCAAAUUAUUCUUGCAUAAUAACAGAUGCCUAAGGACCAACACAGUGGCUUGGUUAUCAGAUGUCUGUAUUUCCAUUGUCCAUUAUUGGAAGAGAAUAAUCUAACAAUUUUUCCUUUGUUUACAAAGUACCAUUGUUUUAAACAAUAUUUUACUUAACAAUAAACGAAAACUAGGGAAUUUGCGUACACAAACACUGCUUCUUUUAACCAAGUACCACCUAGCACAUCUCAGUGGGUGACAACAUAGAUGGUCAACCCAAGUCUGGCUGGCCCUGUAUAACGUGGGAAUUCGUAUCAAAACGAUGUCUUUUUCGAGGUGGAUCCUAGUUACACAGUAGCAAACUGCCGUAUCAGUUUGAACAUUGUAGUGGACAACUUUGAAGUUCCGAUUUAUGACACUGAAAUCUCUGGUCAGACUUUUGAGUUCUCAGACGUUGAAUUUGAUCAUUGUCCAGGCAUUUCCAACCACACUGGCAAUACAGACUGUUAGGCUGUAGCUUUAUAAUGUUUUAAGUGUAGGUCUACAUUUCGCGUGUAUAUCAGAUUUAAUAUUUACUAUUCUUUCCUUUUGUCCGCUUUGUCUGCGAAUACUAAUUGAGUGUUGGCAGGAAAAAAUGCAUAAACCCAGCCUCAUUACCUAGUGAUUUUAAUGUCACAUUACUCAGAUUACUGUACUUUUUUCAAUAUUUUUUUUUACACUCAAGUUAAUAAUAUAUACCUAGGUAAUUAUGAAUAAAAUAAGCAAUCUGGACACUAAUCCUUUAAGGACACAGAAGAUGCCAGAUUUUAUGAUAGAUGUAAAAGAAAAAGCAAUGUGAAUGUUACAUUUGACCUGAAGUACAUGUAUUUGUCAAAUUGUGUUCGACAGAACCAUUUUCUUAACCUGGCCAUGUACUCUAAUUCUAAGUCUUACUUCUACCUCUUCACUGUCACGUUCCACUAACUAGUCUUAGUUCAGCUUGAAAGAAUGGUUUCAGAAUAUGUCAAAAUCUAUAAUUGCUGUAUAAAACUAAGAUGUUAUUUUGUGCCGCAAAUCAUGAAGGACAAAUAUAUUUUUUAUCAAUGCUGAAUGUCUGUUUAUUUGCACUGUUAAACUAAAGGCACACAAACAUCCUAGAACUGUUGAGACAAGUGAUGUGAUUAAACAUGCCCGCCAGGUGAAUCAAGGGAGAUAAUUCACACCCAAAACAAACUGUACAUCACUUAUGUAUGUACGUCAUUGUCAUUCCUUGAACGCUAGAAAAGCGCACCCUUAUCAUCUUGAUUUUCUUAUGAUUAUGUGACAGCUGAUUGGGUAUGUGGCAUCAUUUAGUGGCAUGAAUUAGAGGCGUUUCUGACCAAGUUGCAGAAGUUAUUAGUAGCUGAGUGUAAAAACCCAAGUCCACAUCUAGUUGUGCUGAGUAGUAAAUGGCUGGUGAUAGUACCAGUGAGGAGAUUUGCAGCAAAGUAUAAAUACAUGUAUAUAAACCCUAUUUCCAGAUGUAUCUACAUGGACAUAACUAUUUUUGGAUGAUUACCCUAGUGUCCAUCAUGUUUCUAGGCUACUGUACCUCUGCCCCUCUCAUCUGAUUUCUGGCUGAUUAUUCUGCUGUACAUUAUGUUUCUAGGCUGCUGUAACACCCCUGCCCUCACACACGCACUCUCACCUGAAUGUUUCUGGGUGGUUACCCUGCUGUCCCAUGUUUCUAGGCUGCUGGAAACACUCCUCCCUCACACACCGUCUCACCUGAAUGUUUCUGGGCGGUUACCCUGCUGUCCAACUCUUUCUGACUGAUUAUACUGCUGUUCAUCAUGUUUCUACACUAUGGUACUGCCACCCCCUCCCCUCUCUUCGCCUGACUAUUUUGGAUUGUUUAACCAGCUCUCCAUCAUGUCUGUAGGCUAUGGUACUGACAUGUUUUUAGGCUGCUGUAACACCCCUCCCCCUCAAACACACAUUCUCACCUGAAUGUUUCUGGGUGGUUACCCUGCUAUCUAUCAUGUUGCUAGGGUAUGAUACGUCCACACACCCUCCCUUCCCCUCUCACCUGAUAUUUCUGGCUGAUUAUCCUGCUGUCCAUCAUGUUCCUAGGCCAUGGUACCCCCCAAUCUUCACCCCCUCUCACCUGAUAUUUCUGGCUGAUUAUCCUGCUGUCCAUCAUGUUCCUAGGCCAUGUUACCCCCCAGUCUUCACCCUUCUCACCCAGUAUUUCUGGCUGAAUAUCCUGCUAUCUAUCAUGUUUCUAGGCUACUGUUUCUAGGCCCUAUCCCCCCCCCCCCCCUUUCCCAUUUGACAUUUCUGGCUUAUUGUCCUACUGUCCAUCAUGUUACCAGGGUACUUUAACGGUGUUUAUAGGCUGCUCACCCACUCCCUCACCUGAUACUUCUGGCUGAUUAUCCUACUGUCCAUCAUCUACAUUUUGUAUUUGUCUUCAUCCAAGCCCCAAAAAUCGAAUCAUUAAGCAGAUCUAAACAUAAUGUUCUUUAACUAUGUGCAGAAAGUGCUACUAAGUGCUGCUUUAUUUUUUUUCACACAGAGAAAGGUUUGAUCAAUAGGGUAUUAUUUUUCGGGUACAUCAGUUCAUCUUCUAUAUUAUCUGUCCAGUAACUCAGGUUUUCUACUUUGUUCAUCUAUGACCCUUGACCUUUUCCUGUACAGACUAACUUACAUAAUGAAACGCCUUUUCUAUUUAUACAGACUUAUUGUAUAAUGAAAUACUUUUCUGUCUGUACAAACAAAGUACGUAAGGAAAUAUUUUUCUGUCUAUACACAGUUUAGUGAUGUUCAUAAAAUGAUGACUAUAUACCAGUGAAAACUGUUCUGUGACAAACAUUUCAGAGACCAUGAAUACCUUUUUUUUCCACAGAAUUGUGCACUGUUUCUGGUAGAUUUAUUCUGCCCAUUCUGUGUUCAGGACAAAGAUUGCAACGCACCUUAAUGUAGCUACAUGCAGCGAAAGUUGAAAUUUUGAAUUUGUGCUGAUUUUAAUGCAUGCGAAUUUACCUGAUUGCAUUUGUGAUGUACAUGUUCUGCUCACUGUGAUGUCACACUACUGACUCUGCAGUGGAAAGUUCAGCAUCAAUAAAAUGGCGUAAUAUGUAUCCCAUUACACACCAGUAUAGGCAUUUUGUACUCAGUUUAGAUAAAAAAAGGUGGGUUGGUGAACCCUGUUUUUAUUACAUAUUUUUUAUUCUGGCAAUGAUUUUUAUAAAUUAACAAAUUUUGGAGUGUUAAGGAAAAUCUAUAUAGACAUCAGUGCGAUAUGUAGUAUAGUUGUGUAUGCUACACAGGAGUAAAAGCACAAAUUUCACCUCUAUGAAGGCAUUCUAAAUGCUCAUCAGACAUAAAGUAUUUGAGUGACCCCUGUUUUUUUUAUUCCAUGUUAUUUGUUCAGACAAUAAAUGCUAUGACUUGACAAAUUUUAAGAGUAACCUUAUUGGUUUGAGUUAAAUGCAGCGAGCUACCUUAGAUGGAGAAGAAAUGUACUGAAAAAGAGAACAAAUUUGUAGGUAGUGUGGAAUGAACUGCUAUUGCAGUGACUACAUGAAUUAUUAUCUGCAGUUUCUCCCAAUUCAUUUCUGGUCAUCUUUGCUUGGGAAAUGGACAGUUUGUUUAUGACAGAUGACCAUUACUUGUUGGCUUGUACUGUAAGUGUACAGGAUGUUGGCUUUAGUACUUGGCAGAGUUGCUUCAUGUACAAACAGGAAGUAGUGUCUUUUGUGCACAGCUCUCCAAAUCUCAUUCAGAUGAAUACCCGACUCUGGUAACCAACUUUAAGUAAAUUUGUUUUGUAUUGAAGAGAGUGAAGUGGUUUACUAUAUUAUGUUCAAGUUUUCUGAAGAUUGUUGUAUUGUUUCUGUUGUCCAUGUUGUUCAACCAAGGUUGUGGAGUUAUAAAAAUGGGUAUGUAUGUCUUAUCGCAGCUAACUGUUAGAAAGAAAGACUCGUUAGUAAUAAGGAGAUAUAAUAAGUGAAAUUAUAGUCCUGUUAAACUAUUUACUGGUACUAAUAACCUCUUGGUUCAAAAUCAUUUAUAUUUAGUUUAAACCUUGGAUUUUGUAAGUGACAUGUUUUAUGGGAUUUGUUUCCUGUUAUUGUCAUAUUUGAUGUGUGAAAGGCUUUUUAUUUCAUACUGUGAGGCUUGGCAUUGAAAUAGACAUAUUUACUUUGACACAUGCCUUUUUGGAGGUAUGUUAAGAAAUAUUUCUGUUUUAUCAUUCAACUAUUGUUAUAUCCAGAUUGUUGUAAUAGUGAAUUUUGAUUGGUUUAUGUUUUACUCAAAUUAGGAUAGGUUACUGGCUGAACUGGCAUUUUUCGUUAGGAAUGUUGUAGUCCAUUGUACCAUUUAUGUGCAGUAGACAUUGAGAAGUUGCUGAGAAUGAUGUGCAGACGUUGAGAAAUUACUGGGAAUGAUGUGCAGGUUUCUUCCCUGCCUGAUCCAGUCAGUCAUGUCAGUGAACCAGUCAUAAGUUUGAGACUUUGAAACUGGUACAUCUUCAUCGUGCAUAUGUAAUAUUGUUCAAAGUGUUGUUAUUCUAGUUCAGUAUGCUUGUUUAUAGUGGGCUACAGCAAGCGCGCUAAAUUUGAUUUUAAGAUAUAGGUUUUAUGUUUAUAGGGGUGAACUAAACAAAUUACAAAAAGAAAAGAAAAAAAAAA